Molecule: messenger RNA, 483 nt
Organism: Ectocarpus siliculosus
Lineage: Eukaryota; Phaeophyceae; Ectocarpales; Ectocarpaceae
Source: the annotation of a GenBank genome assembly
AUGAGGCCCUGCACAAAGGGCCGCUCCUGGAUCAGGAACAACAAACGCCGGAACGAGGUGGGUGAGGAGCUUCGAUACCCGCCAUCCAUGACGAGCAGAAUGGACGGCAGCGUCCUCUCCAUGGGAGCAGACGGCACCCUUCUGCAUGCCACCGAGGACAGGCAGAAUCAUUUCCGCCUGGAAAUGAAGACGGUGGUGGAGGCCGCCGAGGCAGCCGAAGACUUAGACGAGCACGAGACGAAGACGGCCGUACCCGACAUCACCGCAGACAGCGUCGACCCCGACAACGAACGCCUGCAGCCGAAGACGCUUGUCGCAGCUGACCCCGCUACAGCCAUCGCCGCACUCAUGCGUCGCCCAGCGAUGACGGUCGGCGGGGGAUUGACGUGGUCUGCCGAGGAAGAGUUCGAUGCAGCCCUCCGCAAGGAAUGGUCUCGUUUGAGGGACAAAGUGCUUGGACGCACGGCCAACGGACAGGUAUAG